Messenger RNA from Ipomoea triloba (trilobed morning glory), 1862 nucleotides. RefSeq lists its product as uncharacterized. Lineage: Eukaryota; Viridiplantae; Streptophyta; Magnoliopsida; Solanales; Convolvulaceae. Gene Ontology annotation, cellular component: cytoplasm; nucleus. The transcript is spliced from 2 exons. The record is from RefSeq and is a predicted model, not a curated record. The coding region runs from base 133 to 1431 and encodes 432 amino acids. Gene Ontology annotation, molecular function: nucleic acid binding; 3'-5' exonuclease activity.
UGCCUUUUCAUGUCGGGACAACUAAUGGGCAAAAUAGUUAUCAUUUUCUAAGUAGCACUAGGUAUAAUUGGCCUGAAAUCUCCAUCCACAGCCUGUCAAGCCAAAGAUAGUCUCAUAUUCUUCUCAAUAGAUAUGGCCGGUACUGUAUAUCUAAAAACCAACCGUUUUGAGGUUAAGCUAGAAGGCAUUACCUUCAAAGCAAAAGAUUUUGAAUACUUGUGCACAGAGGAUUUUCUUUUUCCAAAAGGUAAGGUUUGGGUUCGUCCACCCGUUGUUGGCAUUGAUGUUAUGCAUCACCCCCGUGAUCCCUCAAUAGUGUUAGUGCUGUUGUGUUUCGGUCUAGGUUGUGUGAUCCUCAGGUUUCAUUCGGGGGCAGAAAUCCCGGGUCCAAUUCACAAAUUUCUUACUGAUGAGAGAAUUUGCUUUGUUGGUUUUGGCAUACCUGAGAAGAGAGAGCUAUUCCCGUUUGAACAAUUAGGCUUGACAAAACAUAAGGCCGAUGUUGGUUACCUAGCUGCCAAAUUUUAUAACUCCCCAAAGUACAAGAGAUGUGACCUUGGAGAUCUGGCGCGGAAAGUUCUUGGGAUCAGGAGAAUGGUUGGGCUGGCUGAUUCUUCGUCGUUCGAGAGACACGAGCAGAUCAAAUGUGGGAUCAGCCAUCUGUUUAUGUCUACUGUUAUUGCCAUUUCAUUGUUUGGUGCCAUGGAGAAGAAAAAAGUUAAUGAAUCCCCCAAGAAAAGUCCUUUUCCAAUGAAUCUUUCCUUGCUGCCUCUAACUGAAGGAUGGCUCAAAAUGUUUGAAGGAAAAAUUCGCGAGCAGAUUGAUGCUAGGGAGAAAGACAGCAAUGAAGAAGAUGCUUUCGGUGAAGAAAUUGGUUGCCAAACCAGAGAUACCCAAGUUAACAUGGGCAAUGAGUUUGCUUCUGCUAAAGGUGAAAGGAUGUAUUCUUCUCGCGAUUAUCUUGUCCGAGCCAAAGUGAGCGAGGCGGCGGAUGAUUUGGUUACAGGAGAGGAGGACACGGGAAAUGAUAAUGAUUCUAAUAUGACAAAAAAACAGCCAUUGAUAGGGAUCUUUAAGCGCCUAUUUCCAUCAGGUAUGUCACAGUUUAAUCCAUGUCCUGAACCUGUUGAUCCCGACAAGGAGACAAUCAGCACACCAAGAAAGCCAUUGAAAGGGAUCCUAAAAUGUCCCUCCUCUUCAUAUGUGGAACUCAGGAGUAAUCCAUCUCCUUGGAGUGAUGUUUCCAAUAAGGAGCCAAACUACACCACUGCCAAAAAGCCUAUAAAAGGGAUCUUAAAGUGCCCGUCGUCUUCAUCCAUGGAACGACGUUUUGCUAAGCCCGGUUCCCCACCUGUAACUUUCAAGGAACCACAAAACACCCUGAAGAGAGCCAAUUCCAAGGGCCACAAUGUAAGGUUUCAAUGCAAUUAAUCACCUCUAUCUAUCAUCUAUGAAACCCAAAUCCCUUUUUGUAAUUCCCUUUAGGUAGUGGUUCCAAUGUGGAUUUGUAAUGGUGGUUCAUCAGCCUCUUAAGUUCCCCCUUCCCCCUUUCUGGUCAUUGGUAAUCUGCAGAACUAGGUAAGGAUCUGUAAGUACUAGAAUUCUGAUAUUCUAAUGAUACUAGUCCUCCAGUCUGCAGAUUCUGUUCCAUUUGGAGUCAAAUACUAUGUUGUUUGUGUUUUAGAGGAUGCACUCAAGGUUUCAAGUACAUACAAGAAUGUUCUUGAUAUUAUUGACAUCAUCAUGUAUUGACCUUGUGGUUUAGCCAAAGUUGGAUGAGGUGUUCCCAUAUAUGUACACAUUUAUUAUGUCCAGUAAACAGCUUCAAUUAUAAUGAAGUGAGGUUAAGUUUAUAUGUGAAA